AUGUCCUUGGCUUCGUUCGUGUCCACCAACUUCUCGUCCUCCCUCAACGAGCAGUGGGAGGUGAUGAGGUCUGUUGUGCAGGAUAUGCGGCAAGCUGCGAUUCCUCCUGCGACAAGAUGCAUAUCCCGAAGAGCAAAGCGAUACAAUCCCGAUCAUGGCGCUCCAGAAAGGUUUCAUCCUCCUGCAGAUGAUGGCGAGGAGGCUGAGGACGAGGGACUCCGAAGGUUCGUCGCCGACAACCCUCCCAGCACCCCAGAGAAGUACACUCCUCUCGUGGUGCCUGUCUGCGGGGUUCAGCUCGUAGGGGGUGAGAAUGCGACGGUGGCAGAUGUCGCCCAGUCGAUGAUCGAGGCCUCGAAGCACAAGGCCAUGGCAAAGAUGGCCAGCGAGCGACCGGCAUGGGACUCCUCCUGGCAGUCGCAGACGCUGCGUCAGGCGGAGGAGAGAGUUGCCGAGGCGUCGGACUACUUGACCGACUUUGCCGGCAUCAGCAUGUGCGGCAUGCAGCCCCUGGAGGCAGUCAAGUCGAUGGAUGCCUCGCUCCCUGUCAGCAGCCGCCUCAUGGGCUGCUCCACCUCCUCCUGCGCCAUCAGCUCCCUCGAGCCCCUCGGGGCCGAGGAGAACAAGAGCAUCCUCAGGCGCCUGCUGGAUUCUCAGCUGGGGAAACCCGACUCCAUCGGGCUGAUCAUGCGCUUCGAGCCAGGUGGAGGGAAGCUCUUCGUCUCCGACAGGGCGAGGGCCACCUCCAAGGAAUGGCUGGCUCAUCACAAGAUCCUGUAUGGACGGGCAGUCCGGUGCCUCCCCUCCUCCUCCCGUGACCCUCCCGACGACUUCCCCGCAAUGAACAGCAUGUUCUACGAGGUAGAAGACAACUUGGAGGAGCCCAUCCUCGGGUAUGCCUGCGUCAGGGCAGAGGCUCAUUGCCUGGACAAGGCGAGGAGGAGGCGAGCGGAGCUGAAGGCAGUGCUGAGCUUCAUGCACGAGGGGGUCGAGAGAGGGGAGAGCGUGCUGGUGCACUGCAACAUGGGCAUGAACCGCUCCCCGACCGUCGCGCUCUGUUACCUCAUGAUCUACCACAAGAUGGCCGCGCGCGAUGCCUUCGACCUCCUCCAGCUGCGCGGCCCCUCGAGGCUCAUCGUCCGGCACCCCAACUUCACCCGGCAGCUCUUCUUCCUGGAGCAGGAGCUCCUCCUUGCUCGACACCACUCGGACGUGCGGACCUGGCACGAGCUCCCCGAUCGCUGGGGAGACGUGCUCUUCGAGCCCCCGGAGACGCGCAGGGAUGACUUGACCUCUCCGUUCCUGCUCGAACGCCUGCUGUCGCAAUCGAACACGACCUCUAAGAUCAUGGCGAUGAAGGAAAGACACCAAGAGGACUUGCAUCGGAGCGAGGAGGAUGGAGGAAGCGCGGGGACGUUGUCCGGGGAGGAAGUCGUGCAAGAGGAGCUCAAGAGAAAUCAGGUUGAGGAGCAGGUAGCAAGGGAGGGCGGGGAGGGUCAACCGAAGGCGCGGUGGGGGAGGAAGGUUGGAGAGAGGAAGGAUGCGUACGAGCGAACGAGGAGCUACGAGGCAUCCUCGGAGUGCGUCUCAGCGGUGGUUGAAGUCCUCCACAACAAGAUGUGGAACCUCAAGAUUCUUGUGCUGGAGAGGGUGGACGAGGGUCACUACAUCCUGGGCUUCAGCCCUGUCCAGCAGAUAAUGGGCAUGGCGCCGUUGGAGCAGCUCCUGUCCCUUCGUGACGCCAAGUUUGAGCCGCAUGGAAGUUGUGAAUUCACUGUUACCGCUUGCUUCAAGACUGUCCGGGUGGCUGCUGAAUCAUCGGCCGAGCGAGAUGCGCUGGUGGAGGUGGGGCGGCGGAUGGCUGAGGCUUGCAGCCGAGAGGAGGAGGAGGAGGAGGAGCAUCUUGCGGAUUUGGAUGAGACAGGAUGUGACGGGGCGGUAGCGCGGAGGGCGCAGCUGCUGUCAAGCGAGUCGGAUGAUGAGGAGGAAGUCCUGAUCUAA
Guillardia theta CCMP2712 is the source of this 2001-nucleotide messenger RNA. RefSeq lists its product as hypothetical. The record is from RefSeq and is a predicted model, not a curated record. Gene Ontology annotation, biological process: protein dephosphorylation. The transcript has 4 exons. Lineage: Eukaryota; Cryptophyceae; Pyrenomonadales; Geminigeraceae. The coding region runs from base 1 to 2001 and encodes 666 amino acids. Gene Ontology annotation, molecular function: protein tyrosine/serine/threonine phosphatase activity. Gene Ontology annotation, cellular component: cytoplasm.